AUCGCUUAAAAAUAAAAUAAACAAAUUAAUGUAAAGGAAUUCCACGCAUGUGCGGAUCUUACGCAUGCGCCACCUCGCCUUAAUGAUUUGCCUUGCUCAAAUGAGCAGGUAAAUGGUCUCAAUAGAAGUAUGAUAGGUUUAAUUUAGAUCAUUCGCUAGAAGUUAAUAUAAGUGAUUAGAAAUAAGUGUGUGGGGCAUGCCUUUUAAAUUCCGGUAGCAUCACUCGUCAAAGCCCCGUAGGGCGCGAGUAGCCAUGAGUUCUCCGAAACUCAAUGAACGGUGUCCAAGCAGCUUGAGCAACGGCAAAAAGCUCCUAAGCAAUGACUCCAAAGAAGACUCCUUGGACAACUCGAUGCGGGAGUCCGCAAAGUCGGAGAGAAGUGGAAAAGGCGAGGAAGACUGGAGGAGACGCACCAUCAUCGUUGAGAAGAAAAACGGCACUUAUGGCUUCACAUUACAGAGCUACGGCAUACAUUACAAAAAGGAGCAAGAGAUAGAGGUGAUCACGUACGUGGACCACGUGGAGGCGGACGGGCCGGCGGCGCUGGCGGGCAUGCGCGAGGGCGACGUCAUCCUGGCCAUCAACGGCGCCGACGUGGAGCGCGCCGACCACGCCGCCAUCGUCGACGCCAUCAACAACUGCGACUCGCGGAUGCGCAUGGUAGUCAUCUUCGAGGACUGCGUCCGAAAAGUCGAACUCCACCUCAAAUACAUUAACCUACAACGAGCGAUUCAGUCCAAAAUGCGCGAAUUAGAUCAACUCACCGUCCGCGAAAGACAACUUUUUGAUUCCAACUGGAAAACGCACAGUUUGCCGUCGCAGAAAAAGAAGAAUUCUCCUUCAGACGUUAUUUCUGAUACGGAGGAAAACAAUGCGGGCGACGGGAUCAACUCCUACAAUAGGCCUACGCUUUCCAGUGAAAAUGUCACUGCCGCCAAGCCUCCCCAAGCGAAUGUGUUCAUGUACCAGUAUCUGGACCCGAGAUACGGAGCGUGUGUCAUACAGCCUAACAUAAGAACGGGAAGCUUUGUGAUCACCGUUGGCUCUCCAAGAAAUAGGCGCGAUUGCCAUCACUACAUAGUGAAAAACACGAACGAAUGCCAUCGAGCUUCAGAAAACUACAAAGUAGCAAACGGGAAACAUGGGAAGGUUCACAGAAAUAACCAUAGCCACAGCUGCACACCGUGCAUGCCCAAUCACAACAACCAGGAUGCGAACAGUCUCGAGGCGUACGACCUCGCCAGUCCCUGCUGCGACCCACAUUGCGUGCCUAAUUCACGGAAGAAAAUACGACGCAAGAAGGAGUGUUCGAAGGAACACAAACGAAAGGAAAAAUGCCAACAAGUAGACAAAUCUACUCAGAAACCGGAUGGAUGCUCCCAUACGCGAGCCAAGAAAGUUUGCUCAUCCGGACACUGUUCAAGCCGCUACAGAUAUUUAACUGCGGAAUCGACACAGACGAGUCAAUGCAGUUUACAGUCCUACGCAACCAGUAAUGCUACAGUACCCUGUGAUAAUUCUGCUUCCAGUUACAGUACAUCUCUCAGUAGCGACACCCUUUUUUGGGAUAACGAUCGAUCGGAGGCGAAAUCCUCACCAAAGAUACAGUAUCAGAGCUCUCACCAGCACGUGAAGCCUAAGUCGUGGGAUAAUUUGACGACCAAAGCAUUUGGUGGGUACGGUUUCGGUUAUGGGUACUUGGAUACUAGCACGAAGCAGUCGAGCCGUUCGAAGAGCCACGGCCGGAGCCACAGCGGGCGCAGUACGCAGAGCCACCACGAGUACCAGCCGGCGCCGAAGCACGCGCACCGGCAGAGCGCGGCGCCGCACCACUACCCGGCGUACGGCCGCAGCCACAGCCACUGCGCGCCCACCAAGUCCACCGAGAGCCUGGUGCUGGUGCCCAAGUACCCGCUGGAGAGCAGCGGCUCGGAGACGCGCCUGGCCUGCGACUGCGCCGACGCCGCCGACUACUACCGCCGCGCGCCCAAGGGCUCCGCCGACCCGCACUCCGCCGGAUAUUACUCCCAACAUUUCAUCUACCCGACGCAUUCAUACAAGAAGAAAGAAUCAAACAUUAGCUCAGAAAUAACGAGGUUAUAA
Molecule: messenger RNA, 2104 nt
Organism: Ostrinia nubilalis (European corn borer)
Lineage: Eukaryota; Metazoa; Arthropoda; Insecta; Lepidoptera; Crambidae
Gene: ssp6
Exons: 3
Coding region: 254-2104 (616 amino acids)
Molecular function (GO): protein binding
Source: RefSeq, a predicted model, not a curated record